Molecule: messenger RNA, 6288 nt
Organism: Engraulis encrasicolus (European anchovy)
Lineage: Eukaryota; Metazoa; Chordata; Actinopteri; Clupeiformes; Engraulidae
Product: myosin-16-like
Exons: 43
Coding region: 109-5946 (1945 amino acids)
Cellular component (GO): myosin filament; myosin II complex; cytoplasm
Molecular function (GO): microfilament motor activity; actin filament binding; ATP binding
Source: RefSeq, a predicted model, not a curated record
GCUCCUUCCUGGUUUCUCUGCUUCCUUACCCUGGUGUAGACUGUUGCUGAAGGGGUCCCCUCCCAGUGCUUUGGUGAAGGGUUCUGCGGUUAUCGCAAAGGCAUAAUCAUGCCGGGUGGGUACAAAGGAGAGUGCGGGGAUGAGGUGGACCCCAUGCCAUUCCUAGCCCCUACUGAGAAGGAGAAGCUGGACGCCAUCAACAAGCCCUACGACAUCAAGAAGUCCUGCUGGGUGAAGGACGAGAAGGACGCCUUCGUCGCCGGCGAGAUCCAGUCUGAGGACGGUGACAAAGUCACCAUCAAGACUGCCAAGAAUGCAACGGUCACCAUAAAGAAGGAUGACAUUCAGCAGAUGAAUCCCCCCAAGUUUUUCCAGGCCAAUGACAUGGCCAACCUCACGUUCCUGAACGAGGCCAGCGUGCUGGAAAACCUGCGCUCCCGAUAUGUGAACAUGAGAAUCUAUACGUAUUCGGGCUUGUUCUGUGUCACGGUGAACCCUUACAAGUGGUUGCCAAUCUAUGGGGCCAAGGUAGCCAACAUGUACAAGGGGAAGAAACGCAAUGAAGUUCCUCCUCAUCUCUUCUCCAUCUCUGACAACGCUUAUCAUGACAUGUUGAUGGAGCAAGAAAACCAGUCUAUGCUGAUCACCGGAGAAUCAGGUGCCGGCAAGACUGAGAACACCAAAAAGGUCAUCCAGUACUUCGCCAACAUGGGGGCCACUGGGUCAAAGCAAACCAGCGACAAGGGUUCACUGGAGGAUCAAAUCAUCCAGGCUAAUCCUGUCCUCGAGGCCUUCGGGAAUGCCAAAACCACCAGGAACAACAAUUCCUCUCGCUUUGGUAAAUUUAUCCGGAUCCAUUUUGGACCAACAGCAAAGCUGGCUGGUGCAGACAUUGAGACUUAUCUGCUGGAGAAAUCCCGUGUGAUCUCCCAGCAAGCUGCAGAGCGUGGUUACCACAUAUUCUACCAGCUGCUGUCAGGGAAGAAACCUGAACUCUUAGAGGCUCUUCUGGUAAACCCAGACCCAAAACAAUAUGUGUGGGUCUGCCAGGGUGUCACUGUUGUAGACAACAUGGAUGACGGGGAAGAGCUAAUGCUCACUGAUGUGGCCUUUGAUGUCUUGGGCUUCACCGCUGAGGAGAAGAUGGGUGUCUACAAGUUGACAGGUGGCAUAAUGCACUUUGGCAACAUGAAGUUCAAGCAGAAGCCAAGGGAGGAGCAGGCUGACGUGGACUCCACUGAGGUGGCCGACAAAGUCGCUCACCUCAUGGGCAUCAACUCUGGCGAUCUCCAGAAGGGCAUCACCAGACCCAGAGUCAAAGUGGGAAAUGAGUUUGUGACCAAAGGUCAGAACCAGGACCAGUGUGUCUACUCUAUCGGGGCACUGGCCAAAGCCGUCUACGACAGAAUGUUCAAGUGGAUGGUACUGAGGAUCAACAAGACCCUGGAUACCAAGAUGCAGCGGCAGUUCUUCAUUGGGGUGCUGGACAUUGCAGGGUUUGAGAUUUUCGAGUUUAACAGCUUUGAGCAGCUGUGCAUCAACUUCACCAAUGAAAAACUGCAACAGUUUUUCAACCAUCACAUGUUCGUGCUGGAGCAGGAGGAGUACAAGAAAGAGGGCAUCGACUGGGUCUUCAUUGACUUUGGUCUCGACCUACAAGCUUGUAUUGAGCUUCUGGAGAAGCCCAUGGGUAUCUUCUCCGUUCUGGAGGAGCAGUGUGUGUUCCCUAAGGCCACCGAUGCUACCUUCAAGGCUGCCCUGUACGACAACCAUUUGGGCAAAUCCGCUAACUUCCUGAAACCAAAAGUUGGGAAGAAAGGCCCUGAAGCUCAUUUUGAGCUGGUGCAUUAUGCCGGCACUGUGGGUUACAACAUUGCAGGCUGGCUGGAGAAGAACAAGGACCCUCUGAACGAGACGGUGGUGGGCCUGUUCCAGAAGUCCUCCAUGUCUCUGCUGGGUCUCCUCUUCAAAGAAGAGGAGGCUGCCGGCGCUGCAACCAAGAAGCAGAAGAAAGGCUCCUCUUUUAUGACCGUCUCCAACUUCUACAGGGAACAACUGAACAAAUUGAUGAGUACCCUGCGAAGCACCGCUCCUCAUUUCGUCCGAUGCAUUGUUCCCAAUGAGUACAAGCAGUCUGGUGUCUGUGAUAGCUACCUGAUCUUACAUCAGCUGGCCUGCAAUGGUGUCCUUGAGGGAAUCCGUAUCUGCAGGAAAGGCUUUCCAAACAGGCUGCAGUAUCCUGAGUUUAAACAGAGAUACUACAUCCUGAAUCCCAACGUAAUCCCUAAGGGAUUUGUUGAUAACAAAAAGGCAUCAGAACUUAUUCUGGGCUCACUUGGUUUAGAUGACAUGGAGUACAGAAUCGGGCACACCAAGGUGUUUUUCCGUGCUGGAGUCCUGGCUAAGCUGGAGGACAUGAGAGAUGAGAGGCUGGCCAAGAUCAUGACCAUGCUGCAGGGUCGCCUGAGGGGAACCCUCAUGAGGGUCGAGUUCAAGAAGAUGCUGGACAGGAGAAUUGCCCUCAUUGCAAUCCAGCGCAAUGUCAGGAAGUUCCUUCAGCUGCGGUACUGGGGUUGGUGGAAACUUUAUACAAAGGUCAAGCCUUUGCUCCAGGUGGCUCGACAGGAGGAUAUGAUGAAGGCCAAGGAGGAGGAGCUGCGUGCCGCCAUGGAGAAAACAUCUGAGAUGGUUGAGAGGCUCAAAGAGCUGGAAGAGAAGAUGGCCACUCUCUCCCAAGAGAAGAAUGACCUUGCUCUGGCCCUGUCAGCUGAGCAAGACACGACUGCAGACGCAGAGGAGCGCUGCAACCAGCUGAUGAAGCAGAAGGGGAACAUGGAGGAGCAGAUCCAGGACAUGAAGGAGAGGCUGGAGGAGGAGGAGAGCACCGCCAGCCAGCUCAGCGCCCAGAAGCGCAAAGUGGAGACGGAGGUCGUGGACCUCAAGAAAGACCUGGAGGGACUGGAGUCCACUCUGUCUAAGACAGAGAAGGAGAGACAGGCUUUGGAUACCAAAGUGCGUGGCUUAACUGGAGAUCUCAGUCAGAGGGAGGACACCAUUGCCAAGAUCACCAAAGAGAGAAAAGCUCUCGAAGAACUUCAGCAGAAAACCCUGGACGACCUUCAAGCUGAAGAGGACAGAGUUAACCAUCUUAACAAGACCAACAGCAAGCUCACCACCGAAGUGCAUGAGCUGGAGGACAACUGGGAACAGGAGAAGAAGAUUCGUGCAGAGGUAGAGAAGGCCCGACGCAAAGCUGAGGGUGAUCUGAAAAUGACCAUUGAGAACCUCAAUGAGAUGGAGCGGGCCAAGAUCGACCUGGAAGAGGUCAUCAAAAAGAGAGAUUUUGAGAUAAACAACAUGAAUGCGAAGCUGGAGGAUGAGCAGUCACUCAGCUCAACUUUACAUCGGAAGCUCAAAGAGCACCAGGCCCGUAUUGAGGAACUCGAAGAGGAACUUGAAGCUGAAAGGGCCAUUAGAGCCAAGGUGGAAAAGCAGCGAACUGAUCUGGCUCGGGAUCUUGAGGAUCUUGGGGACAGGCUGGAAGAGGCUGGAGGAGCAACUGUUGCCCAGAUUGAGCAGAACCGUAAGCGUGAGGCUGAGCUGCUGAAGCUGCGUAGGGAGCUGGAGGAGGCCGCCUUGCAGUCGGAGGCCACCGCCUCAGCCCUGCGCAAGAAGCACUCAGACUCCAUGGCCGAGCUCGGGGAACACAUAGAGAAUCUACAGAGGGUUCGCAUCAAGCUGGAGAAGGACAAGCAAGUCAUGAAGGCUGAGAUUGAUGACCUCAAUGCCACCGUUGAGGCCAUCCAAAAGGGCAAGAUGAACUCUGACUCCCAUGUCCGCAAAUUGGAAGACAACCUAGCUGAAGCUAAUGCUAAGUUAGCGAACCUGGAGAAAAAUCAGGCUGAGCUCAACGCCUUUAAGAUUCGCUUGUCUGCGGAGAAUGGUGAUCUGAGUCGUGAUCUGUCGGAGGCUCAAAGUAAACUCAACCAGAUCACUCGUCUGAGAUCCACACUUGUCACUCAGGUGGACGAGCUCAAGAGGCAGCUGGAAGAAGAGUCAAAGGCUCGCGGUGCUGCAGUUGUGGGACUGGCUAAUGCCCGUCAUGACCUGGACCUGCUCAAAGAGCAGCUGGAGGAGGAGCAGGAGGGCAAGUCUGAGAUGCAGCGGCUCAUCUCCAAGCUCAACGCUGACGUCACCACCUGGAGAACGAAGUACGAGACGGAUGCCAUCCACAAGACCGAAGAGCUGGAGGAGACUAAGCGUAAGCUGGCUGUGAGGUUGCAAGAGGCAGAGGAGGCUGCCGAAGCGGCCCAGGCCCGAGCUGCCAGCCUGGACAAGGUCAAGUCGAGGCUCCAGGGAGAGGUGGAGGAUCUCACCAUCGACCUCGAGAAGUCCAACGCUGCGGCUGCUGCCCUGGACAAGAAGCAGCGCACGUUUGACAAGAUGAUGGCGGAGUGGAGCCAGAAGAACGAGGAGCUUCAGCUGGAGCUGGACUCCUCCCAGAAGGAGUGCCGCUCCUACAUGACCGAGGUCUACAAGCUCAAGACCGCCUACGAGGAGUCCCUCGAUCACCUGGAGACCGUGAAGAAGGACAACAAGACACUCGCAGAGGAGAUCAAAGAUCUUGUGGAGCAGCUUGGUGAGGGUGGCCGGAGCGUCCACGAAUUGCAGAAGGCCAGAAAGAAACUUGAGGUGGAGAAGGACGAGCUCCAAAUGGCCCUGGAAGAGGCAGAGGCAGCUCUUGAGGUUGAAGAAGGGAAGGUGGUCCGUGUCCAGCUAGAGCUGGCUCAAGUCAAAGCGGAUAUUGAUCGCCGAAUCCAUGAGAAGGAGGAAGAGUUUGAAAUUACAAGGAAGAACCACCAGCGCACUGUGGAGUCCCUGCAGGCCAGCCUGGAGGCAGAGGCCAAAGGCCGCGCCGAGGCACUGAGGAUGAAGAAGAAGAUGGAGACGGACCUCAAUGAGAUGGAGAUCCAGCUGGACCAUGCCAACAAGAACAACACCGAGCUGGUCAAGACCCUCAAGAAACUGCAGCAGCAAAUCAAAGAUAUGCAGGUGCAGAUGGAUGAGGACGUACGUCAGCACGAGGAGCUGCGUGAGCAAUACAACCUGCAGGAGCGGCGCCUCAGCCUGCUGAUGACCGAGAUGGAGGAGGUGCGAAGCGGCCUGGAGGCCUCCGAGCGCUCCCGCAAGGUGCUGGAGCAGGAGCUGAUCGAGAUCUCCGAGCGUUACAAUGAGAUCAGUGUCCAGUAUCAAAGCCUGACUGUCGUAAAGCGCAAAAUGGAGAGCGACAUGACUAAAAUCAUGAAUGAGAAUGAGGAGCUGAUUAGUGAGUUCCGUGCAGCAGACGAGAGAGCCAAAAAGGCAAUCACUGACGCCACUCGAAUGGCAGAGGAACUGCGGCAAGAGCACGACCAUGCUUCCCAUUUGGAGAAGAUCAAGAAGAACAAUGAGAUAACCAUUAAAGAGCUGCAACUGAAGGUGGAGGAGGCAGAGCAGAUUGCCUUAAAGGCCGGGAAACGCACCAUCCAGAAAAUGGAAGUCAGGAUCCGAGAACUGGAGACAGAGCUGGAUGGUGAGUCAAAACGGCAUGUGGAGACAGUGAAGGUCUUGCGCAAGCAUGAGCGCCGUCUGAAGGAGCUUGUCUUCCAGACUGAGGAGGACCACAAGACCAACGAGCGCAUGCAGGAACUCGUGGAGAAACUCCAGAACAAGCUGAAGUGCUACAAGAGACAGAUAGAGGAAGCUGAGGAGCAGGCCAAUUCGAGUCUGUCCAAGUACAGGAAGACAGUCCAUGAACUGGACGAUGCAGAGGAGAGAGCCGGCAAUGCGGAGAUGGCCCUGAACAAAAUGCGCACCAGGAACCGUGCUUCUGUUGGGAAGGGCUUCACCUCUGUGGAGAUUGUCCAGGUCACCAAAUCCUCCUCCAAAGGUUCCUCUGAAGAGUAGGCCCCAGGUCAAAAAACAGUCUGAGUGACAUACACAGUCCAAUCUAUUCGUUCCCCAAGUUGGAAAUGACUGAAACGAGCUCAAGCAAGUUUGGCACUUCGGUGGCCACAAAUGUCUUAAAACUUCACUGAAUAGUCUUAAAAUGUAUGUGGUGCAAAUGCUAAUGUCUUUCUUCUGGACAGCAUGCUUUGUCUAUGCUUUGCUUCUUUCUAAUGUAGGCCCUAUAUGUUCUGUGCUGUGGAUGAGUAUUUAUGCUUUCUUUGUCUUUCUGUUUGUGCUGUAUGCUUUCUCUUGCUACCUGUUUUUGUCUUUCUUUUCUUUUCUUUUCUUUUCUUUUCUUUU